UAUUGAAUAAACCAACAUAAAUGUUAUAGCAACAAUCAAUUAAAACACCCAAAAGAGAGAAAUUAAAUAAAAAUGGGAAUUUUUCUAGGGCAUUUUAUACCUGGUUUGGCUCUGACAAUUCUUGGUAUAUGGCACACAAUCAACACCAUCAAAUCCUACUACCUUAAAGGCCCUUCAAAUUUUAUCACCAAAUUUUGGUACCCCUUUAACAAUUCUCUCUUGUUUCCUAAAGAGUUGGAGCUCAUACUCAUUCUGUCCUUUUCUAUCUUAGCAAUCAUCCUUCAACUCCUCGACUACCCUCGUUUCCAUCUUGCUUUCAAGCUCGAUAAUUUUGAGCACGCAACCAUGUUCCUCCACCUAGCGAUCUUCACAAGUUUUGCGUUAUUUGCUGAGUUCACUCAAAUAUCUGACUCGGUUUCUAGUCUUAUCGGAAUCAUGGUUGCAUCGGUUUUUGGUCAAGAACUUUUUCUGCUUCAUUUUCACUCGACUGAUCAUAUUGGUCUCGAAGGCCAAUACCAUGGAUUGCUGCAGCUCAUCGUGUUAGUGUCGUUCCUUACUUCUGUAGCUGUUACCGUCUUUCCUGCCUGUUUCCCUGCAGCACUUGUACUUUCGGCUUCUGUGGUUUUUCAAGGAUGUUGGUUUAUUAACAUGGGAUUUAUGCUAUGGGUUCCCAAGUUUGUUCCGAAAGGUUGUUUUAAACAGACAGGUGGAUUAAACAAUGGUACGAUGGUGCUCGGAGCAGUCAUAUGUAGCUCCCUCGAGGCUGAUUUUAGAGCGCGAGCACUGGCUAAUUUGCAGUUUAGUUGGGUGCUUGCCGUGAUUUUUAUGUUUAUGGGAUUUUCUUGCAUGAUUCUUGCCAGGAAAGGGACUCCAAGGGUUUGGCAAUUGACUGCAUAUGAACAGCUUCAGAUUCGGAGAUCUGAUUCUCUUGUAACUAAUGAUUCCUUCAAGCAACCUAUUGAGCUUUAAACAUACCUUGAAGCUUUUCUGCACCUAAUUACUUUAGAAUAAUGUAAGAAUGAAAACUUGUUUGUCUAUUUAACAGUUAAACAUUCAAAAGAGACAAGCGGGUAUAAAGAAUUAUCGACUAUUUGGCAAAUAGCUGAUAGUUGAUUACAGUGGCUGAUUUAACUGGUUUGACCAGCUGAUUUUGAGUUGUUGCUAUAAGCAGAUGUAUCAACCAGCUAGUUUACCAAACAUUGUCAUUAGUUGGUUUGACUACUCAACCUCUCUAUUUAUAUAAGCUAAAAUU
Messenger RNA from Amaranthus tricolor (Joseph's coat), 1252 nucleotides. RefSeq lists its product as uncharacterized. Bases 73 to 969 code for a protein of 298 amino acids. The transcript has a single exon. The record is from RefSeq and is a predicted model, not a curated record. Lineage: Eukaryota; Viridiplantae; Streptophyta; Magnoliopsida; Caryophyllales; Amaranthaceae.